AUGAGCGGCAAACCCGACCUCGACAUCGCUCCCCAACCCACCCCCCUCUUAUCAGAGAGAUGGUCCGGCGUGCCCUCUCGACUCACCUCAGAAGCCUCCACAGCCCGCACCCGCCUAUAUAGCAACAAGACCUUACCGCACAGCGCUCCCCGCCAACGCCCCGCGCGUCUCCCACCAGGCCUCUCGGAAUCCGACUUCUCCACCGCAGUCAAGGACCUCCGACAAAGCAUCGGUGCCGAGAACGUCGUGAUCAACGACCAGCCGUUGAAGGAUGGAUGGUACCUCGAGCACCCGAACACGCAUGAUGCGUUCCAUGUCGUUGAGCAGGAGGAACUCGUCUGCAGCGCGGUAGUCUACCCUGGAUCGACGGAGGAAGUGCAGAAAGUCGUGCGCUGGGCGAACAAGCACCUUAUCCCCAUCUACCCCAUCUCCAUCGGCCGGAACGUUGGGUACGGCGGUGCUGCGCCUCGAGUCCCUGGUGGCGUGGUGCUGGAUCUCGGGAAGCGGAUGCACAGCAUCUUGAAUGUCGACGGAGAGAACGCCAGCUGCAUGGUCGAGCCGGGUGUGACCUACUUCAAACUCUACGAAGAGAUUCAGAACCGCGGACUUCCACUCUGGAUCGACUGUCCAGACCUCGGAGGCGGCAGCGUGUUGGGUAACGCCAUCGACCGCGGUGUCGGAUACACACCCGCUGGAGACCACUUUGCGAACCACUGCGGGAUGGAAAUCGUACUACCCAACGGCGAAUUGCUACGCACGGGCAUGGGUGCCAUCCCAGGCCCGGACGGCACGGACAGUCCAGUCUGGCAAUCGUUCCAAAACUCCUUCGGCCCGAAAAUCGACGGCGUCUUCUCGCAGAGCAACUUCGGCAUCGUGACGAAGAUGGGGUUUUGGCUGCUGCAUGAGAUGCCGCAUCGAUCGUACUGCUUCACGUUUGCGCAGGACGAGGAUUUCCCGCGGAUCGUGGAGGCGAUACGGCCUUUGGCGCAGAAGGGGGUUUUGGGGAAUAUUCCGCAGUUGAGGCAUGUGGUGCAGGAGUUGAAUGUGACGGGGAGGAGAAAGUCGACGUUUCAUGAUGGGGAGGGUCCGAUGACGAGGGAGGAGAUCCGGAGAGCGGCGAAGGAGUUGCCGUUGGGUGAUUGCAGCUGGGUGUUUUACGGGACGCAGUAUGGCGAUGCCCAGUCCGUGGAGCGACAGUUGGGUGUUGUCAAGGCGGCCUUCUCCGAUAUCGAAGGCACGAAGUUCUGGCUCCCGGAAGACGUACCGCAGGACCACUACCUCCACUCGCGCGUCCAAGUCAACAGCGGCGUCCCCAUCCUCCGCGAGCUCGACUGGCUCAACUGGCUCCCCAACGCCGGCCACCUCUUCUUCUCCCCCAUCACACCCACACGCGGCAAAGACGCGCAGAAGAUCCACGACAUGAUCGUCGCGGGGCACAAGAAAUACGGCUUCGACGUCUUCCCCACCCUCUGCAUCGCCGGGCGCGAGAUGCACUACAUCGCCAACGUCAUCUUCGACCGCGCCGACGCGGACCAGAAGCGCCGCGCUGUUGCUCUACUGCGCGAGCUGGUGGACGACUGUGCGAAGGAGGGUUUUGGAGAGUACCGCACGCAUUUGCUGUUUCAGGACCAGGUGGCCAGGACAUAUGGGUGGGGAGACCAGGCGUUGAUGCGGUUUAAUGAGACGAUUAAAGAUGCGUUGGAUCCGAAUGGGAUAUUGGCGCCGGGGAGGUGUGGGAUCUGGCCGAAGCGGUUUCGGGGGAGGGGGUGGGAGUUGGGGCUGGAGGACGUUGAUAUGAAGGUUAUUGGGCCGAAGUUGUAG
This is a messenger RNA of Saxophila tyrrhenica, 1821 nucleotides long. RefSeq lists its product as uncharacterized. The coding region runs from base 1 to 1821 and encodes 606 amino acids. The record is from RefSeq and is a predicted model, not a curated record. NCBI's taxonomy places the organism in Eukaryota, Fungi, Ascomycota, Dothideomycetes, Mycosphaerellales, Extremaceae. The transcript has a single exon. Gene Ontology annotation, cellular component: mitochondrion. Gene Ontology annotation, molecular function: FAD binding; D-lactate dehydrogenase (NAD+) activity; D-lactate dehydrogenase (cytochrome) activity. Gene Ontology annotation, biological process: lactate catabolic process.